ACUUAUCUUUUUGUUUGAAGACAAUUUUAGAUUUUUCUUAGCAGUCUCCAGCUGAUGUUUUGUCUGCCAGGGCGCUGAUUUGUUCGCAAGCUCCGGACAGCUAGAGCGUGCACGAUGGCCGAGGUGGCGGAUCCCAGGAUGGAGUUCUUGCAGUAUAAGACUCUGAAGACGCUCAAUCUGAAAGGGGAUAAAUGGGCCAAGAUGUUAGGAAAUGAAGAAAACAAGAUCAUGAUUCUAGAAUUUCUGGAAAAAAAUGAUAUACCUUGUCUUCUUAUCAUUAGCAGUGCUACAGGACUUGCGCCAAACUACGGAUUUCCUGAUUUUAUCAAGCAAAAAGGAAUUUACGCUGUAAAAAAGAAAAAAGAAGCGCUGACAAAAGAUAACGUUAAGAGAAAUUUGCUUGUUGGAGAUUUAUCUCAGACUCCGCUUGAACAUGUUUCUCCACUUAUUGACGAGUUGAUGUCCAGGCUGGUUGCAAAUGACGACAAUCAUUGUCAGUGGCCGAACGUGGUGUCCCAGGACGUAUUGCGUCAUGUGCACAAACUCAAAAGUAAUGUUUUUGUCGUUGCUGGGCACGUUAAAGGAAAGACACUUCUUCCGCUUCCUGUUGGAUCUGAACGAGUCGACUCUGCAAAAUUAGAAGAAAAACGAGCAUUUCUGCAUGCAGUGGAAACUGUUGUUAUCGACUGGAGCCAUCAGAUUCGGGAUGUGCUCAAACAAGAAUCAGCUCAACCUUUGUUGGAAGGCAAAAACCCAGGACCGGAUGUUGAGAUAAAAUUCUGGAAUUCGAAAUGUACCAAUUUGGAAUGUAUUUACAACCAAUUGAGAGAAAGCAAAGUGCGGAAGAUGGCAAAUCUGCUAGAAGUAUCAAAGAGCAGCUACUAUCCAGCUCUACGAGAUAUCUUCACUGAUGUGGUCGCAGCUCUUCGUGAAGCAAGAGACAUUAAGAUGCAUUUGAAUCCACUGAGAAGUUUAAUAGAUGAUUUGGAACAAACUGAUCUAUCAGAGAUUUCACCCAAAAUCAAAGCUCUGAUGCAUGUUGUUUGUUUGAUCUGGUCGAAUUCAAAAUAUUACAACACACCAGUGAGAAUCAUCGUUCUUCUUAGAGAAAUUUGCAACUUCUUUAUUGAGAUUACUUGCACAUAUUUGUCACCUGAAGAAUUAAUGAAAGGAGAAUUGGAUGAAUCAUUGGAAAGAGUUGGAAUUGCAAUCUCUGUUCUUCAACAAUUUCGUGACAGUUACAAUCAUUACAGAGUUAAUAUUGAUAAGUACUUCAAGAAUAAAGAUGAAGUAAAGAGAUGGGAAUUUGCUGCAGAACUUGUGUUUUCCAGAAUGGAUCGCUUUUCUGAACGUCUUGGUAUUGUGAUGCAAUUUUUUGCAACAAGUCAAGAAUUCAUGAAGCUUGAAAAAAUUGAAUUUGGUGGAGUGAAAGGUAGAGUGCUAAGCCAGCUGGUUCUCAGACUUUUUGACAGAUUUCAGGACAUUUACAAAGUGUUUGGAGAACGCACUUACAAUCCACUUGAUCCAGAAGACUCGGCAUUUGAAAAUGACUUUAAGGAUUUCAAUGAAAACAUCUCAGAUCUUGAAAGACAGCUUGCCAAUGUUAUUUGCCAAGGAUUUGAUGAUUGCUCUGGAAUUGAAUCAAUGUUCAAGAUGCUGAAUAUGUUUGGUACUUUACUCGAACGUCCAAUCAUCAAACGAGAUUUUGAUCACAAAUAUCCAAUGCUACUUGUCAGUUUCAACACUACAUUAGAUGAUGUGAAGCGAAUGUUUGAUAGUCACGUUGCUGAUGUUGCUAAUGAGACUGAUAUAAGAGGUCUUCAUCCACUCACCCACAAAAACCAACCACCUGUUGCUGGACAGUUGAAGUGGGCAAGUGAAAUGUGUCAAAGAAUAACGUGGCCGAUGGCUAACUUCAAAAUGUUGAAGCAUCCAUGCUUCGAUAGUGAAGAAGCAAUACUUGUGUUUUCAAAGCAAGAGCAGAUGGUCAAUCUUCUUAAACAGUAUAGAAGAAAAGUCUAUGAAGAUUGGACUUCAGGAGUCGAGGUCAAAUGUAAAUACAAUCUGGGUCAACCACUGAUUACUAGAAACAAGGAAACAAAACUCAUCGCUGUUAACUUUGACCCACAGCUUGUUGCUGUAUUGAGAGAAGUACGUUAUUUGCGAUUCAUGGAAACUGAAGAUGUUCCUAUUCAAGCAACAGAACUUUUCAAUAAGCAUGAUACAUUCCGUUCAUAUGUUGCAAAUCUUGAUUUGACUGUGGCUUGGUACAAUCAUGUUCGUCAAAACGUACUGGAUGUUGAAUUUCCUCUUGUUUCUUCUCAGUUGGAUGAAGUUGACCAAGUCUUGGCCAAAGCGGAAAAAAAUCUUUCAUGGAAUUGUGAUGGUAUUUGGGAGUACAUCCAAGAAACUAGAGAUAAAGUAGAUGACUUACAAGUAAGAGUGCAAAAAACAAAAACUAAUGUGGAACAAAUUGAAGCUGUUAUGAAGAAAUGGGCUGAGACGCCUUUGUUUGAACGAAAAAUUGAUAUCAAAGGAUCACUUCUCAACUUGGAUGACAGAAAAGACAGACUCGCUAAAAGAUAUGAAUCUAUUAGAGUUGAUGGUGAAAAAAUACACCAACUUAUUCAGGAAAAUUUAGUGUUGUUCAGAGCAGAUGCAGAAUCUGAAAUAUGGCAAGCAUAUAUCGGAUAUAUUGAUGAUAUGUUGAUUGAAGGUUUCUUCAGUUGUAUUUAUACCUCUCUCAACUACCUUAUGGACAAUACAGAAAUGGAAGCUCUGCCGUUGUUUUCAGCUGAAUUAGAACUUCAAGCUCCAGAUAUGGUGUUUCAACCUGCACUUGGUGAAGGAAUGCUUUUAGGAUUUUUGAGUAUUAUUGAAAGCUUGUUGGAAGAUAUCUACAAGAUGAGUUCAUUAGUACCAAGAGUGUGCAGCUCGGAAUCCAAUGACUAUGUGGCUGAUAUGGAAGAUAUGGAGGAGCUAAAUGCAAUGAGGGGAGAUCUUAUAAAUCGUGUCAGAGAUGCAAUGGAUAAAGCAAUAACUUAUUCACAUGAGUUUCUUGAAUAUUCUAAUCUUUGGACUGAUGAUAGACAAGAAUUUAUGAACCAGUUUUUGACAUAUGGACAUAUCUUGACUGCAGAUGAAUUAGAAGCUCAUGGUGACGAAGGUGUUCCAGAAUCACCUCCUAGUCUUGCACAGUUCAAAGAACAGAUUGACUUGUAUGAAAACCUAUACCAAGUUAUUAGUAAUGUUGAGCCAACAAAAAUGUUUGAUGGUUGGUUUAUUAUAAGUAUUAAACCUUUCAAACAAGCAUUGCUUAACACUGUCAAAAGAUGGAGCUUCAUGUUCAAAGAGCAUCUCAUCAGCCAUGUUGAAACCAGUUUGUCUGAUCUGAAAGCAUUUAUCAAAGUUGCUGAUUCUGGUCUUGGUAAAGAUGUAGAAGAAGGAGAUUACAAUGGACUUGUAGAAUGUAUGGGACAUCUGAUGGCUGUCAGAGAUCGUGUAGAAGCAACAGAUAUUAUGUUUGAACCUCUGAAGCAUACGAUUGAUUUAUUGAAGUCAUAUGACCAAGAAAUGUCAGAAGAAGUCCAUCAUCAACUGCAAGAACUACCUGAGCAAUGGAAUAAUACCAAAAAACUUGCAGUGACUGUCAAACAGACUGUCACUCCAUUGCAGGCAAAUGAAGUUUCCAUCAUUCGUCGCAAAUGCACCAGCUUUGACGUCAAACAACAUGAAUUUCGUGAGAAAUUUCGCAAAGAGACAACAUUUCGAUUCAGCUGUGGAGAACCAUAUGAUAACAUUGAUCGUAUGAACAGUGAGAUUCAGGGAUUAGAAAAUGAAAUGAAUGCUUUACAUGAAUCUGCCAGUUUGUUUGAAGUCAAUGUUCCUGAUUAUAAACAACUGAAGGCUUGUCGCAGAGAAGUAUCUCUCGUAAAAGAAGUAUGGGAUCUUGUCAUACUAGUACGUACAAGUAUCGAUGAUUGGAAAACAACAUUGUGGGCUGAUAUCAAUGUGGAACAGAUGGACAUCGACAGCAAACGGUUUGCUAAGGACAUCAGAUCUUUGGACAAGGAGGCUCGUGCAUGGGAUGUUUUUGGUGGAUUAGAUGGAGAUGUGAAAAAUAUGAUUACGUCACUCAGAGCUGUUGGAGAAUUACAGAAUCCUGCUAUUCGUGAUAGACAUUGGCAUGAACUCAUGCAGGCUGCAAAGGUUCGAUUUACUAUGAAUGAAAAAACCACACUUGCAGAUCUGUUGAAAUUAAAUCUACACAACUUUGAAGAUGAAGUACGAGGUAUUGUGGAUAAAGCUGUCAAAGAAAUGGGCAUGGAAAAAAUACUCAAAGAACUUGAUACUACAUGGUCUAUGAUGGAUUUCGAAUACGAUGAACAUCAAAGAACGCGUUCUCCUUUGAUUAAAACUAAUGAAGAACUUGUUGAAACUUUAGAAGACAACCAGGUACAACUUCAAAAUCUUAUGACAUCAAAAUACAUUGCCCAUUUCUUGGAAGAAGUUUCUGGAUGGGUCAAAAAAUUAUCGACAACAGAUUCUGUUCUUACUGUUUGGUUGGAAGUUCAACGUACUUGGUCACAUCUUGAAAGUAUUUUCAUUGGUUCUGAAGAUAUUCGAGCACAAUUGCCAGAAGAUUCAAAAAGAUUUGAUGAGAUUGAUGCAGAUUUCAAAGAAAUUAUGGCUGAUGCUGUGAAAACACCAAAUGUUGUGGAAGCUACAAACAAACCGGGUCUCUGUGAACGAUUUGAAAAUCUUCAAUCCAAACUGACAAAAUGUGAAAAAGCACUUGCAGAAUAUCUGGAGACAAAACGACUUGCCUUUCCAAGAUUCUAUUUUGUGUCUUCAUCUGAUUUACUUGAUAUUUUGUCAAAUGGAAAUAACCCUGUGGAGGUUUCAAAACAUCUUGCUAAACUAUUUGACAAUACAGCAAAACUAGAAUUUAAAGCAGAUGCAAACAAUGAACCAACAAAAGAAGCAGAAGGAAUGUACAGCAAAGAAGGGGAAUAUGUUCCGUUUGGCGAUACUUGUUCAUGUACUGGUCAGGUUGAAAUGUGGUUGAACCGUGUCAUGGAUGCGAUGCGAGACACAGUCAGAAGUGAAAUGUCUGAUUCCGUUGUUACUUAUGAAGAGAAAGCAAGAGAUCAGUGGUUAUUUGAUUACCCUGCUCAAGUUGCUUUAGCUGUUACCCAGAUCUGGUGGACAACUGAGGUUGGAAUUGCAUUCUCUCGACUUGAAGAAGGUUAUGAAAAUGCAAUGAAAGAUUAUUCGAAAAAACAAAUUCAACAAUUGAAUACAUUAAUCAAUCUGUUAAUUGGUAAUCUUACACCAGGAGAACGGCAAAAAAUUAUGACAAUUUGUACCAUCGAUGUCCAUGCAAGAGAUGUGGUGACUAAACUUAUCUUACAGAAGAUUGACAGUGCUGCUGAAUUCAUUUGGCAAUCACAACUUCGACAUAGAUGGUGUGACAAAACAAAUCAUUGUUAUGCCAACAUUUGUGAUGCUCAGUUUCUUUAUUCAUACGAAUAUCUAGGAAAUACACCUCGACUUGUCAUCACACCAUUGACUGAUAGAUGCUAUAUCACAUUGACACAAUCUUUGCAUUUAAUUAUGGGUGGUGCACCUGCUGGUCCUGCUGGUACAGGGAAAACUGAAACGACUAAAGAUUUGGGAAGAGCACUUGGCAUUAUGGUUUAUGUGUUCAACUGCUCUGAACAAAUGGACUACAAAUCUGUUGGUAAUAUCUACAAAGGACUUGCACAAACUGGUGCCUGGGGAUGUUUUGAUGAAUUUAACAGGAUUUCUGUUGAAGUGCUUUCCGUAGUUGCAGUACAGGUAAAAUCAAUCCAAGAUGCAAUCAGAGACAAGAAGAAGAGAUUUAUUUUCCAAGGUGAAGAUAUUUCUCUCAUCCCUACUGUCGGUAUUUUCAUCACAAUGAAUCCAGGUUACGCUGGAAGGACUGAAUUGCCUGAAAAUUUGAAGGCAUUGUUUAGACCUUGUGCUAUGGUUGUUCCUGAUUUUGAGCUGAUUUGUGAAAUUAUGUUGGUCGCUGAAGGUUUUCUUGAGGCUCGAAUCCUUGCAAAGAAGUUCAUCACUUUGUACACAUUGUGUAAGGAAUUGUUAUCUAAACAAGAUCACUAUGAUUGGGGAUUAAGAGCUAUCAAAUCUGUCCUUGUGGUUGCUGGUUCUUUGAAGAGAGGAGACAAAGGAAGACCUGAAGAUCAGGUUUUAAUGAGAGCUCUUCGAGAUUUCAACAUUCCAAAAAUUGUAACUGAUGACAUGCCUGUAUUUAUGGGUCUCAUCGGUGACUUGUUCCCAGCACUUGAUGUCCCCAGGAAACGUGAUUUAGAACUUGAGAAGAUGUGUCGACAAUCAGUACAGGAUCUCAAACUUCAAGCAGAAGAUAACUUUGUACUUAAACUAGUCCAACUUGAAGAACUGCUAUUUGUGAGGCACUCUGUCUUUAUUAUAGGAAACGCUGGCACAGGAAAAACACAGGUUUUAAAGUCAUUGAACAAGUGCUAUCAAAAUCUGAAAAAGCGUCCAGUCUGGGUUGAUCUUAAUCCUAAAGCUGUAACAAAUGAUGAACUGUUUGGUAUCAUCAAUCCUGCUACUCGUGAAUGGAAAGAUGGAUUAUUUUCCACCAUAAUGAGAGAUUUGUCCAAUAUUACUCAUGAUGGACCAAAAUGGAUUGUUUUGGAUGGUGACAUUGAUCCCAUGUGGAUUGAAUCUUUGAAUACUGUGAUGGAUGACAAUAAGGUGCUGACACUUGCUAGCAAUGAAAGAAUUCCCUUGUCACCCUCCAUGAGAUUAGUGUUUGAAAUCAGCCAUCUUCGAACUGCAACACCGGCUACUGUCAGUAGAGCUGGAAUUUUAUAUCUGAAUCCUGCUGAUCUCGGAUGGAAUCCAGUGGUAACAUCAUGGAUCGACAAACGUGAAGUCCAAUCUGAAAAGGCAAAUCUGACUAUUUUGUUUGACAAAUAUAUCCCUGCUUGUCUGGAAACAGUUCGAACAAGAUUCAAGACGAUUACACCUAUUCCUGAAUGUGCCAAGAUGAUGAUGCUUUGCUAUCUGCUAGAAGUACUUUUGACUCCAGAAAAUACACCUCCUGACUGUCCUAAAGAACUGUAUGAAUUAUAUUUUGUGUUUGCAUGCAUCUGGGCCUUUGGUGGUGCUCUGUUCCAAGAUCAACUUGUGGAUUAUAGAGUUGAAUUCAGUAAAUGGUGGAGCACAGAGUUCAAGACCGUCAAGUUUCCGAGUCAUGGAACAGUAUUUGAUUACUGCAUUGAUCCUGAAACUAAAAAGUUUGUGCCAUGGUCUGACAGUGUACCUGGCUUUGAACUGGAUCCUGAUAUGCCCCUACAGGCUUGUAUGGUUCCAACCACAGAAACUAGGCGUAUUCGAUAUUUUAUGGAUUUAUUGAUGGAGAAGAGACGUCCAGUGAUGCUUGUUGGUAAUGCUGGAUCUGGUAAAACUGUCUUGGUACAGGCAAAGCUUGGUGCAUUACCAGAAGAUUAUAUGUUUGCUAAUGUACCAUUUAACUUCUACACAACAUCACUUAUGCUUCAAGGUGUUCUGGAAAAACCGCUUGAAAAGAAAGCAGGAAGAAAUUUUGGACCUCCUGGGUCAAAGAGAUUGAUAUAUUUCAUUGAUGAUUUGAACAUGCCUGAAGUUGAUAUGUAUGGAACAGUACAGCCUCACACUCUUAUCAGGCAACAUAUGGAUCACAGUCAUUGGUAUGAUCGAAACAAACUAAUACUGAAAGACAUCAACAAUGUUCAAUAUGUUGCUUGUAUGAAUCCAACAGCAGGGUCAUUCACGAUUAACCCUCGACUUCAAAGACAUUUCUCUGUGUUUGCCGUCAGCUUUCCGGGACAGGAUGCACUUCAAACAAUCUAUACCAGUAUUUUGACUCAACAUUUACAAAUUGGUGGAUUCCCAGCAGCAGUACAAAAAGUUGCUUCUACAGUAUCACAAGCAGCACUUGCACUGCAUGCUAAAAUCAGCAGUUCUUUCCUUCCUACCGCUAUCAAGUUUCAUUAUAUAUUCAACUUACGUGACCUCUCAAAUAUUUUUCAAGGAAUCCUGUUUUCAACACCUGAUUGCAUCAAGACUGUCCCAGAUUUGGUCAGAAUAUGGUUACAUGAAGCAUCUCGUGUUUACGGUGACAAAUUUAUUGAUGAAAAAGAUAUCCAAAAUUUCUCGAAAUUGAAGAUUGACUUUGCAAAGAAAUUCUUUGAUGACAUUCCUGAAGAGGUGGUUGCUGCUGAUCCUCUAAUUUAUUGUCAUUUUGCAACUGGAAUUGGAGAACCUAAAUAUAUGCCGGUUCCUGGGUGGCAAGUGCUUCAAAAAUUACUGGAAGAAGGACUGGAAAGUUAUAAUGAGGUCAAUGCUGUAAUGAAUCUCGUACUUUUCGAGGAUGCUAUGUCUCAUGUCUGUCGUAUUAAUAGAAUCCUUGAGUCACCUCGAGGAAAUGCUCUUUUAGUUGGUGUUGGUGGGUCAGGAAAACAAAGUUUGUCUCGCCUAGCUGCUUUUAUCAGUGGACUCGAUGUGUUCCAAAUCACCUUGAGAAAAGGUUAUGGAAUAGCGGACUUGAAACUGGACUUGGCAAAUCUGUAUAUUAAAGCUGGAUUGAAGAAUAUUCCAACUAUGUUUUUAUUGACUGAUGCCCAGGUUCCAGAUGAGAAGUUCCUGGUUUUGGUGAAUGAUUUGUUGGCAUCUGGUGAAAUUCCUGAAUUACUUCCUGAUGAUGAAAUUGAAAACAUUAUAAGUGGAAUGAGAAAUGAAGUCAAGGGAGCAGGGUUAGAAGAUACUAGAGAAAAUUGCUGGAAAUUUUUCAUAGAAAGAGUCAGACGUCAACUGAAAGUUGUUCUAUGCUUUUCACCUGUCGGUACUACUCUUCGAGUUCGUAGCCGUAAGUUUCCUGCAGUUGUCAAUUGUACACAAAUCGAUUGGUUCCAUGAAUGGCCACAAGAAGCUUUACAAUCUGUCAGUCUUACAUUUUUACAGGACAUUGAAGGAAUUGAAAAUGACAUCAAACCGUCUAUUAGUGAUUUUAUGUCAUUUGUACAUACAAGUGUCAAUGAAAUGGGAAAACUUUAUCUUGCAAAUGACAGGAGAUACAAUUACACCACACCUAAGAGUUUCCUUGAGCAGAUCAAACUGUAUCAGAGCAUACUUGCAAUGAAACGCAAGGAACUACAUGCUAAGAUGGAGCGUUUGGAGAAUGGUUUGACAAAACUACAAAGCACAGCAUCACAGGUCGAUGAUUUGAAAGCAAAAUUAGCUUCUCAGGAAGUAGAACUGAAACAGAAGAAUGAAGAUGCAGAUAAGCUCAUUUUAAAAGUUGGAGUAGAAACUGAGAAGGUGAGUAAAGAAAAAGCUAUUGCUGACGGUGAAGAAAAGAAAGUUGCAGUUAUUGCCAAAGAAGUAGGAGAAUUUCAGCGUUCUUGCGAACAAGAUCUAUUGAAGGCAGAACCUGCUCUUCUUGCUGCCCAAGAUGCUCUAAAUACUCUGAAUAAGAACAAUCUAACGGAAUUGAAGUCUUUUGGAUCACCCCCCGCCGCUGUCAUUAAUGUAGCUGCCGGCGUAAUGGUCCUACUUGCUCCCGGAGGAAAGAUUCCCAAGGAUAGAGGUUGGAAAGCUUCAAAGAAUAUGAUGGCAAAGGUUGAUGCUUUCCUUGAUCAACUUUUAAAUUAUGAUAAAGAGAAUAUCCAUGAAAAUAAUCUCAAAGCAAUCAAACCAUAUCUGGCAGAUCCUGAAUUUGAUCCAGAUUUCAUUCGAGCAAAGUCUAAUGCUGCUGCUGGACUGUGUGCUUGGGCAAUCAAUAUUGUGAGGUUUUAUGAAGUUUAUUGUGAUGUAGAACCAAAACGUCAGGCUCUCGCUAAAGCAAAUGCUGAUCUCUCGGCAGCACAAGAUCGUCUUACAUCUAUCAAAGCGAAGAUCAAGGAACUUGAUGACAACUUAGCAGGCCUUACAGCCCAAUUUGAAAAGGCUACAGCAGACAAAUUGAAAUGUCAACAAGAAGCAGAAGCAACCCAACUUACUAUAUCACUAGCUAACAGAUUGGUUGGAGGUUUAGCAUCUGAAAAUGUCCGUUGGGCCGAAUCAGUAAAUGAAUUCAAGAAACAGGAUUUAACACUGAGUGGAGAUGUUCUGCUAAUCACAGCAUUUGUUUCAUAUGUUGGAUAUUUUACGAAAGUAUAUAGAACUGAUCUAAUGGAUAGCUGGUUGAAAUUCUUGAAAGAACAGAAGGUUCCGAUUCCAACUACAGAAGGUCUUGAUCCAUUAUUAAUGUUGACUGAUGACACAGAUAUUGCAGCAUGGAAUAAUCAGGGAUUACCGUCAGAUAGAAUGUCGACAGAAAAUGCAACUAUAUUGAGUAAUUGUGAAAGAUGGCCACUUAUCAUUGACCCACAGUUGCAAGGCAUUAAAUGGAUCAAAAAUAAAUAUGAGAAUUUGAAGAUCGUAAGACUGGGUCAAAGAGGAUAUCUUGAUGUAAUAGAGAAUGGAGUAUCAACAGGUGAUGUUGUACUUAUUGAAAACGUUGAAGAAAGUGUGGAUCCUGUUCUUGAUCCAUUACUUGGAAGAAAUACUAUUAAGAAAGGAAGAUAUAUCAAGAUUGGUGACAAAGAAGUAGAAUAUCAUCCACAAUUCAGACUGGUGUUACAUACAAAACUUGCCAAUCCACAUUAUCAGCCUGAAAUGCAAGCCCAGUGCACUCUCAUUAACUUCACUGUAACAAGAGAUGGCUUGGAAGACCAGUUACUCGCUGAAGUAGUUAAAUGUGAGAGACCAGAUUUAGAACAAGUCAAGGCACAACUCACCAAGCAACAAAAUGAUUUCAAAAUUACUUUGAAACAAUUAGAAGACUCACUUCUGUACAGAUUAUCUGCUGCUUCUGGAAACUUCUUGGGAGAUACAGCACUGGUUGAAAAUUUGGAAAUUACAAAGAAAACAUCUGCUGAAAUUGAAGAGAAAGUAGCAGAAGCAAAAAUAACAGAAGUACAAAUCAAUGAAGCUCGUGAAAGUUACAGAGUUGUAGCCAGACGUGCAUCUCUUCUCUACUUUAUUCUGAAUGAACUGAAUGUUAUCAACUUGAUUUAUCAAUUCUCACUCAAGGCAUUCAAUGUUGUGUUUUCUAAAGCAAUUGAGCGAGCGGAGAAGUCUGAUGAGUUAAAAACAAGAGUCGUUAAUUUGAUCGAUACUGUAACAUACAGUGUGUUCGUAUACACAAAUCGUGGAUUAUUCGAAUCUGACAAGCUGACUUUUACAUCACAAGUAGCUUUUCAGGUUCUACUUACAAAUAAUGAAAUCAAUCCAGUUGAACUCGAUUUUCUACUGAGAUUCCCAGGAAAAAUGGAUUCUUCAUGUCCUGUGGAUUUCCUGACUGCUGCUGGUUGGGCUGGAAUAAAGGCGCUCUCUGAUAUGGAAGACUUUAGAAACUUGGACAGGGAUGUGGAAGGAUCAGCUAAACGUUGGAAAAAAUUUGUUGAAAGUGAAUGUCCUGAGAAAGAGAAAUUUCCACAAGAAUGGAAAAAUAAAACUUCCCUGCAAAAAUUAUGCAUGAUGAGAGCUUUUAGACCAGACAGAAUGACUUAUGCUGUCAAAAACUUUGUGGAGGAAAAGCUCGGCACUAAAUAUGUAGAGAAUCGAUCUGUUGAGUUUUCCAAAUCAUAUGAGGAAAGUGGACCAGAGACUCCUGUAUUCUUUGUUCUCUCACCUGGUGUCGAUCCCCUCAAAGAUGUUGAAGCUCUUGGAAAGAAAAUUGGAUUCACUUUUGAUAUGAAAAAUUUCCACAAUGUGUCGCUUGGUCAAGGUCAGGAAGUUGUCGCUGAAAAAGCUCUCGAUCUUGCUGCAAAAGAGGGACAUUGGGUUAUUCUACAGAACGUACAUCUUGUUGCAAAAUGGUUGAACGCGCUGGAAAAGAAAAUUGAACAAUUCAGUGUGGGAAGUCAUCCUGCUUAUCGAGUGUAUAUAUCAGCUGAACCUGCUGCUACAAGGGAUGCUCAUAUUCUUCCUGCAGGAAUCCUGGAAUCAUCCAUCAAGAUUACUAAUGAACCUCCCACUGGAAUGCAAGCAAAUUUGCACAAAUCAUUUGACAACUUCACUCAGGAAACACUUGAGAUGUGUGCUCGAGAGAUUGAAUUUAAAUCACUGCUUCAAUCUCUUUGUUAUUUCCAUGCUGUUGUGUCCGAAAGAAAGAAGUUUGGUCCGCAAGGAUGGAAUAGGCCUUAUCCAUUCAAUGUCGGUGAUCUAACCAUCUCAGUUAACGUACUUUACAAUUACCUGGAAGCAAAUUCAAAGGUACCAUGGAAUGAUCUUCGUUAUUUGUUUGGUGAAAUUAUGUAUGGUGGACAUAUUACUGAUGAUUGGGAUAGAAGACUGUGUCGAACGUAUCUUGAAGUAUACAUGCAUCCCGAUCAACUUGAAUCUGAAUUAUUUUUGGCCCCUGGGUAUCCUGUACCACCCAAUAUGGAUUAUAAGGGUUACCAUGAAUACAUUGAUGAUGUGUUGCCUCCAGAGAGUCCGUAUUUAUAUGGACUUCAUCCCAACGCUGAGAUUGGAGUUCUUACAACAACUUCAGAAAACUUAUUCCGCACUCUACUUGAAAUGCAACCGAAAGAUGCAGGUGGUGGAGGUGCAGGUGGAAUUACAAGAGAAGAGAAGGUCAAAGCUCUUCUUGAUGAAAUCCUUGAAAAAUUGCCAGAAGGCUUUAAUAUGUUGGAAUUGAUGUCAAAAGUAGAAGAUCGUACCCCAUAUAUUGUAGUCGCAUUCCAGGAAUGUGAGAGGAUGAAUACUCUUACAAGUGAAAUAAGAAGAUCACUGAAGGAAUUGGAUCUUGGUUUGAAGGGAGAAUUGACAAUCACCUCUGACAUGGAAGAAUUAGAAACGGCAAUGUUUUUUGAUAGUGUUCCCGAAUCAUGGACAAAGAGGGCAUAUCCGUCUAUGCUUGGCUUGACUGCCUGGUUUAUCGACUUAUUAGGAAGAAUUAAGGAAUUGGAAACGUGGACAACAGACUUUCAACUGCCUACUGUUGUUUGGUUGGGAGGUUUAUUCAAUCCUCAAUCAUUCCUUACUGCUAUCAUGCAGUCUAUGGCAAGAAAGAACGAAUGGCCAUUGGAUAAGAUGUGUUUGCAGUGUGAUGUCACAAAGAAAAACAAGGAAGAUUUCAACUCCCCACCAAGAGAGGGAGCAUAUGUCCAUGGACUGUUUAUGGAAGGUGCACGUUGGGAUACUCAGACAGGUCUGAUGGCUGAAUCUAGACUGAAAGAACUUACACCACCCAUGCCUGUAAUGUUCAUCAAGGCAAUUCCCAUAGACAGACAAGAUACAAAGAAUAUAUAUGAAUGCCCAGUUUAUAAGAACAAAGGACGUGGCCCUACAUUCGUCUGGACCUUCAACUUGAAAACAAAAGAGAAGCCUUCCAGAUGGGUUUUGGCUGGUGUGGCCCUUUUAUUAGAGGCCUAGAAUAUAGAUUAUUUUCAAACAAACAAAGAUAUGUAAAUAGUAGAUAAAAUUAUUUUUUGUUUCAGUUUGUUCGUUGUUAUGCAGUUGCUUUUGUUCAAUAAACAAUCAUUAGAACAUACUUGUCCCAUUUAGGGAAUCUAUCAGCUUUGUUUGGCCAUGUAUGAUCUUAAUUAAGUUCACUGUGUUUUCUGUUGCUUUUAGAACGCUUAUUGGUAUUGUUCGAAAUAAAAUAGUUCUGUUGUUAA
Messenger RNA from Styela clava, 13721 nucleotides. Its product is annotated as dynein beta chain, ciliary-like. Gene Ontology annotation, molecular function: dynein light intermediate chain binding; dynein intermediate chain binding; ATP binding. Gene Ontology annotation, biological process: microtubule-based movement. The record is from RefSeq and is a predicted model, not a curated record. Gene Ontology annotation, cellular component: dynein complex. Lineage: Eukaryota; Metazoa; Chordata; Ascidiacea; Stolidobranchia; Styelidae.